CGGAAAUAUAGGGCGAUGCAAGCACGAUCCCAGCAUGCUUUGCUAAGGGUAGCCAUUCAUAAACUUGCACAUUAAAAUUUGGCGGCACUACUGUCACUUGCUUUUGUCUUAUUGUAAAUGGCAGAGAUCUGAUUUUGAUCAGAAUAUUUCGCAGACGCUGUUGGUUAUUCUAGUUAUUGUUUUACACAGUGAGCCCGGGCACCUCCUGGUCCAUAGAGAGCCAUGGAAGGCAUGUUUGCCAAGUUCGUGUCACAGAAGAUCAGUAAGACUCGCUGGCGGCCGGUGUCAGCAUCCUCACUGCAGCAACCAGAUGUGUUUGCCACUGGCUCCUGGGAUAACGAGGUGAGUGGGCAGUAUGGGGCCCUGGUAAAUGCCAUUAGUUCUACAAUAAGAGCUUCACAUGUGGAGGAUUAGAAGACACACCUCCCAGGUGACUAUUUACUAAGAACAGUGCCCAUUAGACUCAAGCCUCCUUCCCUCUUUUCCAUUUGAAUGCCAGUCUUGGUUUUUUUUUUUUGAAGCUCCAUAUUAUUGGUAUGUUUUGAGUGUAUACCAGAGCUGCACUUGCAAUAAUACCCUUGUUCUAACUAACAUUGUAUUUAUAUAAAUUUAUUAAAAAGUUAUUCCAACCACCAUGACCACUUAAGUGAUUUUGAAGUGGUCAUGGUGGUUGGAUUCAUCUGUAUGUGCAGAAUUUCAGUUUUAAAUGCUAAGCAUCCCGAUAUAUAAUUAGUUGUGCCAGGAACUAGUUGCACCCCUGGCAUAUGUGAUUUAGGCAGCCCGGAAACCUGUUCCUGGCUGCCUGAUAUUAAUUAGGUGCAAAAAUUACGUAUUUUAUCAGCGUGCUGACGACUGAUGUAGUGAUCUUCUGCUUUGCAGGCAGCGUGCCUGCUAGGGGAAGCAUUUAAAUGUAAAUAUCUGAUGUAAUAUAGGUUGAAUAUUUUGGUAAGAUUAACUUUAUUAUGCUACACAUAUAAAGCAUUUUUAUUUUAUUUUUAUGAAAUACUGAUAAAGGCUACCUUGGAAUACCAGAUACCAUAAGACAAAGUAGGGACUACUUUAUUAUAUGGUAAACCUUGAGGUUGACAAAAUACAGCGCUCCCAAGUUUUGUCUAAUCCCAGCAGCGUCACAAAUGACAGCUGUACAAUUCAGAAUCCGUCUAUGGAGGUUCUCACAGGAUCCUCCAUAGACUUCAUUGUUGUACUUUCACAAGAGUACUGCACUGACAUGGUUUCUGCCAACUGGAGCAUCCGGAGGCAAAGGGGACAGCAGCAUGAAGAUGGUGGUGGUCGCAAAGGACAGCCUGAGGUAAGUAAAACACACCUCUCCUGUGCCCCAUGGCCACAGGACCCAUGUCAAAUCUGUCAGGUUUAAAACUCUAUUUCAUAUGUCGGAUCCACUUUAAGCAAUCUUUGGAGAUGUUGACCUGAUUGAAAGGGAAAUGUCAGUUUCUAAGUUACCUAUGGCACGUUGUUGUGCAUGGGCAAGAAUAUCUGUGGAAUGUCUUGCACAAUGGUCCAAGGAGGGAGACCUUAAGAUAAGUAUAUCUCCUUAUUUCCAAAAUUACUAAGACUUGCUCUUAAUCAAAACUGUGAGAGUUUAUAAACUUCUGACCACAAUAAAUGUGAUUAAAAUGCUUACAGGAAUGACUAUUGUAAUGGUGGAAAGUAUAUAACGUACUGCACUUCCUUGUCCAGGAUGCUGUUAUCACUCCUUAUUUGCUUGUGUAUUUUUUUUCGUAAGGUCUGUAAAUGUGCUCUUGUGGUGCCUGCUAAAGCAACAUUCCACACACAUAAAGAACUUCAGCUUGCUUGAAUUGCUUUGUGUCUAGAGUCUGUAACUUUCUUGACAGCUUAUAAUAGUGCAAAUUUAAAUAUAACUCAUAAUUUAACAAAUGGGUAACUGAGUGACCAUUUGGGAGACUUACUUUUGCUCCACGACGAGGAAGACAGCCAGUAGAGGCUUGCUUAAAGUGGCACUGUCAUAAUUUCACUGAAAUUCCAACUCAGUUAAAAGAUUUACUGAGACAAAGUAUGGACUACACUUGACCAUGGCCGGUGCUACAGCCAUCUUGAAGUAUCAAUUCCCUCUGUCAUCACCAGUGACAAUUGCAGAGAUAUUCACUGUAUCUCGCUGGGUCCUUCAUGGAAGCGCCCGGAGCGGAAGAGAACCGAUGAAAAAAUAUGGUGAUGCCUGCCCUACACGACCACCUGUGGGGAUGUCACCGUCGGGAGUCUUUGCAAGUUAUAAAAAGUCCAUAGACUGUGACACUGCUGAUUUAACCCUUUUAUCAAAACAUUGCUGUUUUUUACAAAAUGGCAAUGUUUUACAUUAACCCCUUAAGGACACGUGACAUGUGUGACAUGUCAUGAUUCCAUUUUAUUCCAGAAGUUUGGUCCUUAAGGGGUUAAAGGGUUAAAAUUACAGGACUGCUGCACCCAGAUCACUUCAUGUGAUGUAGGUUGUGUCAAGCUUAAUGUGCUCAAAUUUCAAUAAAGCGAAAAUUAUAACUGGUAUGCUCUCUGCUAACAUAGCCCUCACAGAUUAUGCAAUACUAUUGCAGUCAUGGAAAGACAAGAUAAAACUAUAUCGAAAUGCAUUUCCAUGGCAACCAUAAAUACACACAUCUGUUUGGUGAGUCUGAAGGGCAGUUGUCUUAAUUUUAGCAGUGGCACCUGGAUAGGCUUGACUUAAAAACAGGUAUUAGAAAAUAACUAACAUGUACAGUGUUAUUCACUAAAAUUGUAAUUGUAGGAAAUUAAAAAUAAACUUAAAAUAGCCAAACUGGUUGCUUUCUUAACUUUUUUGACAUUAUCAUUUGAAAUCCACUUUGUCUUGCCAACAAUUCUCACUUUACUGAAUAACCCUGUCUGUCUGAUGGGACAGUGUUGUGUAAAGAGGAAAAUAGGUCUGAAGCAGAGGCUAUUUUCCUAGUUUUCAAAAAAAUAAAUUGUGCAAAAAUAGCUCAAGAACAAACCGAUAUAACUUUCAUUAUUAUUGUCUUACAAUCUGAGUGUUCCUUGGAUGUAUUCACAUAUACAGUAAAAAUUUAGAUUCAUCGUAUUUGCUUCCUUUCUAAUCUUCAGAGUGUAGAUGUUUUAGAAGUAAUUCUUAGUAGACUGAAAAAUUACACUUAUUGAAGUGUAUGUCUGGUUAACUUGUAGCAAGCUAUUGAAUUACUAUUUAAUGCCCAAACUAACUCUUUAAAUUGUUUCUACAGGAAAAUAAACUAUCAAUUUGGUCCACUGGUGGUUUUGGAGCCCUAAAUACUGAAGAAGACUAUCAAGGCGAUUUCAAAUUGCUGUGUGAUAUCAGACACAAUGGAGAUGUCUUGGAUAUGCAGGUAUUUGUUUAAAACAGGGCUGGAGUUUGGGAAAGCCUGGUUUAGAAAACUACAGGGCAGUUUUAGCACAUAUGUGUUGCUACUUUUAUAGACUUCUAAAGGCACUCCAUAGUAAUAGGAGGAUAAAAAUCUGAAAAAGUGUUGGCCGCUUUAUGAUUUCAAACUUAAACUUAAUUUCUUAAUGUUUUAAAUGAACACUCUAAUGUUAGUGUUACAAAUACAAGCAAGUAUUCCUAAUAGAACAUACCAUUUAUUUAUAUCUUUUGACUAAAACUGGGGCUCUUUCAGCAUGCAAUGCUUAUACAUUCUACUGCAACUUUGAAAAUGCAGAAAUGUGACCUAGACUGGUAGCACAUAAUUGCUGUCCAGCUAUUUGAGACUUGGCAAAAUGAGUCAAGCAUAAGGUGCUGGAUAUGCAAACCUCUGGUCAAAUGGUGUGGCACCAAUCAGGGGGCAUUUCCAUCUGAGGUUUAAUAUUCCACUCACUUCAUAGUAGACCUGUAUGCAGUUAUAUUUCUCUCUCCAAGAUCACUUUUAAUAGCACAGAUCUACUUUAAGCAGCAACUGUAAGACGUAUGGUGUAUGUAACAGUAUUACAAAUUGUAUUAAUAAAUAUUUCCAUCUAGGUUCUAGUAUACAAGUGCUGAAUGUAUAAAUACAAAUGUUCCCUUGUGGUUUUUCUCCUGAAAACAUAUGUGUUGUGUUUUUAAACUUUAUUGGAAAAAGCAUCUCCUUUUCAAAAUACACUUUUAAAAUAAGCUUUUAGUGACUGGUAUACAUUGAUACACCGUCCCCUAAUGUUUUAAUGACUUCUCAAACAGACAAAUUGUGUACAUUUUAAAUGUAUCUAUUGUAUUGUAUUGUUUUUCCCAAGGAUUGUCUUCUACCAGAUUUGUUUAGAAAGUUUGAUAUGCUCAGCUGCUAAACACUAAACUUUUUAUUUUAUGUAUGCAUUAGUUUCUAGAUAAAGAUCGGAUUGUAACAGCAUCAUCAUCUGGAAGCGUUACAAUUUUUCGUCACCAUCAAAACAACCAGGUAACUUUUUUUAAAUGUUAUGUUGCCUGAGGAGGUGGAGCACAAUGAAUGUUAAUAUGUCCUGCUGCUAACAAUGAAAAAAAUCCUUAGAUGUAUCUUUUGCUUCAGUGUUACUGAAACAUGUUCUCAAUUUUAAUCCUAUAUUUUUGAAGACAUUAUCAGAAAAACAGAGAUGGGUUCAAGCACACCAUCAUGUGGGAUCAAAAGGCAUAGCAGCUCCCUGCACUAGUGUUGUGUGUAGCAAUCCAGAAAUAGUCUCUGUUGGAGAAGAUGGUCGUAUAAAUCUUUUCAGAGCGGACAGCAAAGAAGUAGUAAGAAUAAUCGGUGAGUCCUCUCAUUGUAUUGACAUUAUGUGAUCUGGUUUUAUAUAAUUAUCUGUGUCUGCAUCUUUAGUAUGCAUAAAAUACAUAAGGAAAAUUAGUCACUACUUUUCCUUAUGUAUAGGGGUGAAAUUGACAAAACGUGAGGAGCUUAACCAAGGUUCUUUUUCACGUGUCAAAUUAACCCACAUUCCAUCAGUAAAACUAAUUCCACAAAAUGGCUGCACCCAUAUAUUGAGAAAUUUAUAAUAAAGGGAAGUGUUAAGGUGAGGAGUAUAAUCAGAGCUAGAAACAUCCCAGUAGCCAGGUCUCUGUGGAGACUGGGAAUAUUGUCCUGGCGCCUGGGAUUUAUUGACCUGUUCAGCUCCCGAGGCGGGUGGCUGACAGAGCGGGUGAAGGUGACUAGCCGGCUUAUAGCUUAUUAAAGCGGCCGGCUAAGGGAUACUGGAGGCAGCGAGGGAGCUGUAAUCUCCCUGCUCUGCUCCCUCGCACACCUACCAGUGAUGCCAGAAUAUGACGUCACUCCAUCCCUGGGAACAGCUCUCUAGGGAGCAGGGAGAUGACAGCAGCCUCACUGGACCCCCUGGGAAAGCUAAACCACUCCAGCUCUCCUAAACUGAGGAUAGCGCACCUUAGGGGGUUAAACUGAAUAAUAAAUCAUGACUAAUAGAUACACUGAUGGUUAAAGCAGCAAUAUACAAACAACGCAAACCAGAGUGGAGAGUCCACUUGCUGGCUAACACCAAAUCCUGUUGCCAAGGUGAGAAGAUAAAUCAUCCAUGGAAAGGUUGUGCCAGUUAAAGGGACACUCCAGGCACCCAGACCACUUCUGCCCAUUUGAGUGGUCUGGGUGCCAACUUCCACUACCCUUAACCUUUCUAUAAACUGCAAUAAUUACCUUGCAGGGUUAACUCCUCCUCUAGUGGCUGUCUACUAGACAGCCACUAGAGGGCACUUCCUGAUUCAUAGCACAGGUCUUCUGGCAACCGGGGAUGGGAGGUGGGAGGGAGAGGGGACUUGCAGUGCCAGGAAAACGGAUUGUUUUCCUGGCACUGGAGUGUCCCUUUAAGUCUCUCCUAUUGCAUCUAGAUAAAAUGUGCUGCGACUGCUCGAUUUGUUCCAAUAGCAUAUAGCAAGAUUCAUUUAUUAGUACUUUACCCACAGUUUAGUUUUUUGGUAUUGUGAAUGCUUCUGGUCACCUCUAUUUUGAGGAGUUAGUUUUUUGAUAAAGGCUUUUGCAGAAUUAGAAUAUCUGUUUUGUUGUUUGUUUGUUUUUAGAAUAUUUAUUUAUACUUUUUUCAAACUCUAGGAAUCGUUUGUUCAAUGCUUGUUUGGGAAUGGGGGUAGCAUUGGCUUCCUUCUGUGGCCUGUAUAUUUGGUACCUUGUCCCCUUAGGUUAACCAGAGGUGAGGAUAUGCGAUUCAUUUAAUCAUUAGUUUUAGAGACUCUUCCGCUUCAAACAGGGUCUCUCUUUUCUUUCUAGAUGGUGAUGGGUUGCAGAUUUUGCCAUCUGCCGCCAAGAGGUUAAAUUUGAAUCUGGCCCUCUUCAUUCUUAUUUCUGUUUUUACCACAAUAAUUGACAUAGUGUAGCAAAGAAAGAUGCAAACGCCUUCUAGAUUUCUUGCACAAAUUAAUUCUACUUUUAAUGUUGCAGAUGAUGCAGACAGCAGUGCUAUGCACGCAGUAACAUUUCUUCGUACUACUGAGAUAUUGACUGUGAACUCAUUUGGGCAGCUGAAGAUGUGGGAUUUGAGACAACAAGGCAAUGACCCUACCCAGAUUUUCUCUGUGUGAGUAUGGACAAAGUAAAUGUGCCUUUUUUUAUCUCUAUCCCAUUUUGUUUUAUUUUUAUUGUGCUUUAUGCGCACUAAAUAUCCUACUAACGUAGAAAGCCCAGGUCUUGUGCAGCGGUGUAAGGCUGGACACAACAUAACACCCCAGCUACAUAACAUUGCCUUCUUACCAGUCAACUUAUGCCAGUAUUAAAGGGACACUAUAGUCACCUGAACAACUUUAGCUUAAUGAAGCAGUUUUGGUGUAUAGAACAUGCCCCUGCAGCCUCACUGCUAAAUCCUCUGCCAUUUAGGAGUUAAAUCCCUUUGUUUAUGAACCCUAGUCACACCUCCCUGCAUGUGACUUGCACAGCCUUCCAUAAACACUUCCUGUAAAGAGAGCCCUAUUUAGGCUUUCUUUAUUGCAAGUUCUGUCUAAUUAAGAUUUUCUUAUCCCCUGCUAUGUUAAUAACUUGCUAGACCCUGCAAGAGCCUCCUGUAUGUGAUUAAAGUUCAAUUUAGAGAUUGAGAUACAAUUAUUUAAGGUAAAUUACAUCUGUUUGAAAGUGAAACCAGUUUUUUUUUCAUGCAGGCUCUGUCAAUCAUAGCCAGGGGAGGUGUGGCUAGGGCUGCAUAAACAGAAACAAAGUGAUUUAACUCCUAAAUGACAGUGAAUUGAGCAGUGAAAUUGCAGGGGAAUGAUCUAUACACUAAAACUGCUUUAUUUAGCUAAAGUAAUUUAGGUGACUACAGUGUUCCUUUAAACUUCUCAAAAAACACACAAUCUUAUUUGCUAAGUGCUUACUAUCUAUGUAAAGGAAACAAACCUCACUUUCUUCUCUAAAAAACUGGACACAUGAGGAAUUCAGAAACAUUGAUUUUCUACCAAGACUAGCCUGCUAACUAAAUUUUUACAGAAACUGCAACUUGGCAUGAAAGUAAUAUUGGUCUCAUACACUCAAAGUGUCUUUCAGUAUCAAGGGCAGUUUAAAAAAAAAAAAAUUUUUUUAUAUAUAUAUAUAUAUAUAUAUAUAUAAUUUUUUAUUUUAGUGUUCAAGUAGAGAUUGUAGCCGUAUUAGUCCAGUGAUGUAGAUGUAAAAAAACAGAUAAAAUUCGUAUCUUGUAAUACAUUUUUUAUUGGACAAACAGAAUUUUUUUCUUUCGGGAGAACCUCCCUUUCUCAAGUCUGAAGCAUUUCUGAGCAAGACGACACAUAAAAUUCAAAGUUGAAUUGUGAUACAGAUGUUAAAGCGACAUUAGUGUAGAUAAGACACAGGUUUGUUAGAAAAUAGACACCAUCUUAGCAGAGGGUCAAAAAUAUCUUUUUGAAGAGCAGAGUGAGGGGGGAGAGCGGGAAAAGAAAAGCAGACCGUGCAGAGGAUGGUACACUUUAUACAUGCGCGCACACACAUAUGUAUAUGUGAACGCAUAAACCCAUGUACAUAUACAUAAACAUACAUACUUGCACAUGAACUCAUAUACACAUAUAAAUGCACAGUAAAUAUAUAUAUAUAUAUAUAUAUAUAUAUAUAUAUAUAUACACACACACACACGAGUAUGGGAAAGCAAAGGUCUACACAUAGUACUUUGUAACAACUAGCUAGUCUGAGAUAGACAUUGUUACAUGCUAUGUUUAAAACACACAAUAAUGAAAAUAAGAAUAUUCAGGUGAUAUUCAGGCUAGGAAAACAUUUCAUAGGAUUAGUAAGACUUUUAUACAUAUGAAGAGUAAAAGGCAAGACAUGGAGAUUACUGAGGAUUAUGUUAAUCUAAAGUACAAGAGUCACAGGUAAUGAACACCGGGUCGCCCCCGCAUUCCAGUAGCUGCAUUCCACUAUAAAAUAUGCAGAUAGAAAUCAUAGGUAUAUAAGAACAAAUCAUAAGAGUAUAAGAGCAAGCAGUUCAACAAGCAUUAAAGAUGAAUUACAUGCCGAACACCAACAACAUGGCAGCCACCCAUGUUGGGUGAAUCACAGGUAGCGGACACCGUAUCUGACUCAAUCUAUCCUUGUCAGCGGCUGGAGUGGUGCGUGUACCCGGGUGAUCAGGUAGUGGUUUCCAGAAGUAGAGCAGAUCCGGGUUCUCCCUCGGCCCCAGGCCUGUGUGAGAGCCAGCAUCCUUAGUCCACGAGAACCAAGUCCUUCCCCCUUCUUCGCCCACAUUGUAAGCUAUUUGAGUUCAUCUAGGAGCAGUGGCGUACAUACCAGGGUCGCGACCGGGCCCGGCCGCCCCUGCGACCCGGUGUGUACCCACUGGGCCAGCCUCUUCUCCUGGGGGGCCCAGGAACCGGCCACCUCAGGGCCCCCCGAGGCUGGCCCUGCUGACACCAGGCAGGCGGGUGGCCGGGCAGGCAGGCGGGCGCGCGAGGGAGCACUCAGUGCUUCCUCUUCAGCUCCCUCGCGCACCGCACUGAUGCCGGAGCCGGAAGAUGACAUCAUCUUCCGGCGCCGGCAUCCCUACGCAGUGCGCGAGGGAUCUGAAGAGGAAGCACUGAGUGCUCCCUCGCGCGCCCGCCCAACCGGCCACCCGCCCAGGAGCCCAGCAGCACCACUGGACCCCAGGGAAUCCCCCCAGCACUCCAAAAGGUAAGGAGGCUGGGGGGAUUACAUUUAAAAAAAAAAAAAAGUGUGUUAGUGUGUAAGUGUUAGUGUGGGUGUCAGUAUUAGCUAGUGUCAGUAGUGUGUUACUGUGUGUGUCUUAGUGAGUCUGUUUGAUGUCUGUUGGUGAGUGUGUGUUUGUCAAUGAGAGUGUAUGUUUUGUAAGUGAGUGUGUAUGUAUGUCUUUCACUGAGUGUGUCUCUGUCAGUAAAUGUGUGUAUGCGUCUGUAAGUGAGAGUGUGUGUGUCUUCAGCGCCGGACUGCCUUGGCGCUGGGGAUCCCUCAGCCUCUCAGCUCCGAAUGCGACCGCGCGCGCAUUCAAACUGCCCAUAGGAAAGCAUCACUCAAUGCUUUCCUAUGGAUGUUCAGUGUGCUCCUCUAGCGGUUGUCAGUGAGACAGCCACUAGAGGCUGGAUUAACCCUCAGUGAAACAUAGCAGUUUCUGAGAAACUGCUAUGUUUUCAGCUGCAGGGUUAAAACUAGAGACCUGACACCCAGACAACUUCAUUGUGAUCUGGGUGUCUGUAGUGGUCCUUUAAGUGUGUGUGCAUCUGCAUGCACUGGCGUACAUACCGCGGUCGCAGCCCUGUAACCCCUGCGACCAGGUGCCCACCGCCAUGUGUUGCGGCCCGGCCCGCGCGUGGUGGGGGCCACGGAUCAAUUUUCGCACCGGGGCCCCAUGGGUCAUGUGUAUACCACUGUCUAGGAGCACUGUAGGCUGAAACCCCAGAGAAUUUAAUUUGCAAGCCCUGUUUAACCCCUUAGUGACUAGAACGUUUUUCAAUUUUGUUACCGUUAAGGCUCUUUUUAUAUUUCUGUGGUGUUUGUGUUUAGCUAUAAUUUUCCUCUUACUCAUUUACUGUACCGACACACAUUAUAUACCGUUUUUCACACCAUUAAAUGGUCUUUCUAAAGAUACCAUUAUUUUCAUUAUAUCAUAAAAUUUACUAUAAACAAAUUAUAAAAUUUUAAAAAAAAACACUUUAACCCCCAAAAUCUGUUGCGCAUCUAGAACCGCCCAAAAAACACUUGUGCUAUAUAGUUUCUAAAUUUUGUCCCGAGUUUAGAAAUACCCAAUGUUAACAUGUUCUUAGCUUGUUUUGGAAAGUUAUAGGGCAAUAAGUACAAGUAGCACUCUAUUUCCAAACCUUUUUAUUAACACAAACAAUUGCAUAGUAACACUAUCUGUCUGGAAUCCCUGAAUAACCUUUCACAUGUAUAUAUUUUUUUUAAAAGAAGACAACCUAAGGUAUUAAACUUUUAUUAUUUUGACUCUCUUCAUUCAAACAUUUUACCACCAAUAUAUGCCAAAUUAAAAGUUUUUUUUUUUUUUUUUUGGACACACAUAGCAACUUAAGAAUACAUGUACGGAGAACUUUUAAGGGUUACUGCCAGAGAACACCCCAUUGUGUGUUCAGCACAUAAACCCUAGUGUAUUUCAAAUAGUGGUAUUUUAACACUUUUCAUGCACUAAUUCUACCACCAGUCUUUGUCAAAGUUUUGGGUAGUCAUUUCUUUUUUUUUUUUUUCUCACAUUGAACUUUAGGCAUAGAUUCUCAGUUCCUGUUAUGUGUUACUGCCAAAAAAACUCUGCAACAUCUCCCAGGUACAACAGUGCCCCCAAUGUUCAGGUUUUAUGGGUUUUUGCAAACUUACAGGGGUCAAAUGUAGGGCUUUUCCAUGUUUGCACAUUGAAAUUUGCCAGAUUGGUUUGCUGGGCCUAUGUUGCCUUUGAGACAGUAUAGCAGCCCAGGAAUGAAAAUUAACCCCAUCAUGGCAUACCAUUUGUAAAAUUAGACAACCCAGGGUAUUCAAAAUGGGGUAUGUCCAGUCUUUUGUAGUAGCCACUUAGUCACAAAAGCUGGCCAAAGUUAGCGUUCAUAUUUGUUUUUUGCAUUUAUUUUAUUUACACAAAAACUGCACUUUUACUGGUGAUUUCAUCGUCGUGAUAAGUUUUACUGUUUUAAACACUCCUGUGUUCAGCGAAGUCUCCCGAGUAUAACAAUACCCUCCAUGUACAGCGCUCAAAUUUGCAGCGGACAUAUCAGGUAUGUCUGCGGUCCUUAAGGACCUUUUUUUUCCGGACGUACCUGAUACGUCCGUGGUCAGGAAGGGGUUAAACCUGUUACUUUCCAAAACCCCAUAACAUCUGUAUAUGGGGGUUGGGAACUGAUGUAUUUGUAAGGCAUUGCUGAACACAAAUAUGAGCAGUAAACGUACAAUGACUAUAAUAUCUCGAAAAAUGAAAUACCAACUUUGGCCAGGGUUUGUGACUAUUGGCUACUAAAAAAGACUGAGCAUACCCCAUUUUGAAUACCCGGGGUUGAAAACUUUUGCAAAUGGUAUGCCAUGAUGGGGGAAUUUCUCAUUCCUGGGCUGCCAUAUGGUCUCAAAUGCAACACAGGCCAUCAAAUCAAUCUGGCAAAUAUCAAUAUGCAAAAACUGAAAUGGGCAAGCUCUUUAUUUGACCCUGUAACUUUCCAAAACACCAUGAAACCCAAACAUGGGGGGUAUUGUUGUACAUCACAGCAUACAAAUAAGUGUGCUUUAUUUCAGAAAAAUCUAAGGCUAUUAUGACAUUCACAGUUGAAAUGACAUCUAGAACUUGGAUAAUAACAUUUCUUACGCUUGUCUAGAUUUUACACAUAUUAAAUAGUGUACCUGAUGUGAAAUAAAAAUCCCUUUUUCUCCUGAGCAAAAUGAUAUAUAUUAAGUGUGGGUGCACUUUAUAUGAAAGUGGUAAAUUAUGCGGCGUGGCAUGGAAGCUAUCAGCCUGUGGCACUGCUGAGGUUUUAUAGAAGACCAGAAUGCUUCAAUAGCGGCCUUCAGUUCUUCUGCAUUGUUCGGUCUCAUGUCUCAUCUUUCUCUUGGAAAUGCCCCAUAGAUUCUGGGGUUCAGGUCAGGUGAGUUUGCUGGCCAAUCAAGCACAGUAAUCCCACGGUCAUUGAACCAGGCUUUGGUGCUUUUGGCAGUGUGGCCUGGAAAAUGAGGUCCGCAUCCCCAUACAGCUCGUCUGCGUGCUCCAAAAUCUCCUGGUAGACAGCUGCGUUGACCCUGGACUUAAUAAAGCACAGUGGACCAACACAAGCAGAUGACAUGGCUCCCCAAAUCAACACAGACUGUGGAAACUUCACAUUGGACUUCAAGCAUCUUGCAGUGUGUGCCUUAAUUCUUCCUCCAGACUCUGGGUUCUUGGUUUCCAAAUGAGAUGCAAAUGUUGCUCUCAUCAGAAAAGAGGACUUUUUACAACUGAGCAACAGACCAGGUCUGGUUUUUUUAUUUUUAUUUUUUAACCCAGGUAAGAUGCUUCUGACGUCGUUUGUUGUUCAGGAGCGACUUGACAAAAGGAAUACGACAUCUGAAGCCCAUGUCCAGGAUCCAACUGUGUUUGGUGGCUCUUGAUGCACUGAUUCCAGCCUCAGUCCACUCCUUGUGAAAGUCCUCAACACUUUUGAAUUGCCAUUUCCUGACAAUCCUCUCCAGGCUGCAGUCAUUCCUGCUGCUUGUGCACCUUUUUCUUCCACCCUUUUCCCUUCCACAUAACUUUCUAUUAAUGUGCUUUGAAGCAGCACUUUGGGAACAUCCAACUUCCUUUGCAAUUACCUUUUUAAAGCUUUCCCUCCUUAUGGAGGGUGUCAAUGAUGGUUUUCUGCACAACUGUCAGGUCAGCAGUCUUCCCCAUGAUUGUGAUUCCUACUGAACCAGACUGAGAGACCUUCUGAGAAAGGCUCAGAAACCCUUUGCAGGUGUUAUGGCUUACUUGACUGAUUAGAGUGGGACACUGUAAGCCUGGAAUAUUGCACCUUUCUAAUUCUAAUUUACUGAGAUUGUGGAUUUGGGGUUGUGUAAGCCAUAAUCAUCGCACUUAUGACAAAUCACGGCUUGAACUAUCUUGCUUUGCAUGUAAUGCGUCUAUCUCAUAUAUUAGUUUCUCCUUUUUACGUUGCAUUACUGAAAUAAAUGAACUUUUGCACGAUAUUAAAAUUUUUCGAGUAUCACCUGUAUAGCUCAGAUUCUAGGUUUAGUUUUGGUUCAGAACUUGGACCAUUGCAUAUAUUACAGUCUUCAAGGACUUUAUCUUUUUGACCUUACCAUAAAAAUAAAAAAAAGUCUUUUUUUUUUUUUUUUUUCCUUGUUUAUGAAAAUAAAAAAAGAUUUACUGAAAAUGUAUAGUUAAUAUGGUGUCCCCUCUUCCCCACAUUUCCAUUUACAGGACGGGUGACCGAAUUCCCUUGCACUGUGUUGACAGACACCCUAGCCAGCAGCAUAUUGUUGCAACAGGUGGACAAGAUGGCAUGCUAUGUAUAUGGGACGUUAGACAAAGCCGCAUGCCAAUAUCUCUGUUGAAUGCUCAUGAGGCAAAAAGUAAGUAUAAAUGACUUAUUUACAAUGUAGAGUUAAUAGCCUAUGUGUUCAAAUAGGACUAGAGUCACAUGUAAAGGCGUGCUGCAAAGCACCAUAACGGCUUUACACUAUUUUGCAUAGGUUAUAUUCAAAGUAGCCUGACUCUUCACCCCUCUCUCUACUGUAAGAUUUGUUUAAUUUUGUCUGGAGUGGUGAUAAACCAAACCCUGGCCUACUUUUAAUACUUGAUGAAGUGAUGCAUGAUAUUGAAUAACCACAAUAUAGGUUCCUUACUUAUUUGAUUUGUUUCUGAACGUGCAGUGUGGGAAAUCCAUUUCCAUCCUUCAAAGCCAGAUCACUUAUUCACCUGUUCAGAAGAUGGUUCUUUAUGGCAUUGGGAUGCCUCAACUGAGAUUAUAGAAAAGCCUUCCUUCCUUGGUGAGUAUACAAAACUGAAAGAUACUCUGUAUGGUUUAUUCUCUAAAUAUUAAAUUGUAGUAAAUGGAAAAUAAAUUGCAAAAUUUACUCUAAAAAAGCAAAGUGGGUUGGGAGAUCAUAAAAAUGAGUUUUAGUAUUUGUUUGAGGCAGCUUCAGACUCUAUCUGCUGAAGCCAGAACUAAACAGACUACAGCCUAGUACUGAGAGUGUGAAAGGACCACUCCACACUUAUGGUGGGGAAAAAAACCCAAAUGAAUAAAUACAUGUAUAUUUUUAUGUAUGUAUUCAUUUGGAGUAUAGUCUAAAACAGCUUGCAAAAGCUGUAAUUCUUAUGACUGCAGCCUUUCUAAGCCCUCCUAUUUUUCACAGAAAUGGAAUUGUCCAAUCAGAAGCUUCUCAUAGAGAAGCCUCUGUUCCAUUCUAUUUCAAGUGUCUCGCCUCCCUCCUCGAUCUGUGUCAAAUCUUCCUUCCCCUCUCUGUUUCAAAGCCUCUCCCUGUGUCAGAGCCUCCCCUCUCCUCCUCACCUGCUGAUUGGUGGUUAGAGGAUAUUUAGUUUCAGCAAGCUGAAGUGCUCUUUUAAGUCUCCUCUCCUAGUAGUGUGUUUUAGGCAUGUGCAUGGGGAAAAUAUUCGGCUCAGUUCAGCAUUCCGAAAUUCGGGACAUUGUCAAUUUGGGACUUCGGAUUUUAGACACUUCGGAAUUUCGGGACUUUUCUUGCAGCCGCUUGGUAGAUAACUCCCUAAUUCCUACGGUAUUAGGGUGUUAUCUACCAAAAGGCUAAAAAGACCUAAAUUGGUCUUUCAGCCAAAUUUGCUUAGUAUUGGUAAAAAUUACUUAGGAUUAGUUAAUUAGUAAAUUACUUGGUAUUAGUAAAUUGUGCCCCUACUCGCUAUACUGCGAGUAGGGGCAUGUCUAUAAAACAGUGAGCAGCCUGUGGCUAUUCACUGUGUUAAAAAAAAAAAGGGGGUUCCCCCUCAUGAGUGGCGGUGGGGGCCCUAAAGUAAAAGGGGGAGGACCUAUUAUCCUCCCCUGAUUGGCGGGUGGGGGCCCUAAAAUAAAAGGGGGAGGACCUAUUGUCCUCCCCACCGGCCACCACCCCUGAGCAGCGGGUGGGGCCCCUAAACAAGAAUAGGGGGGACCUAAUGUCCUCCCCCCUGAGCUGGGGCCCUAAAUACAAUGGGGGAGAUCCUAUGUCCUCCCCACCCCACCCUGAGUGGGUGGGGCCCAAAUGCAAAUUUAACCCCUACCUCCCCCCCCAGGUGACUAGAGGUCUCCAAACCCCUAGUCACCCCCUCCCCCAAAAAAUUAACUCCUACCUACACCCCUCACCCUAAAAAUAAUGAGGGGGGACCUUUAACUAAAAAUAAACUUACCAUUUGAUGUUUUUUUUUCUUCUAAAAUCUUUUUUCAGCCCCAAAAAACGCCAAAUAAAAAUCCAUAAUAACCGAUGCAAUUAAAAAAAAAAAAAAGCAAAAAAAUAAUAAUCAAUCUUCACCCAUGGAGGGCUCCGCACAGACUGAGCCCUGCAGGGCGGGGGAAGGCUUAUAAAGCCUUGCCCCACCCUGCAAUUAGGCUCAGAGCACUCUGAUUGGUGGGUUUAAGCCAUCCAAUCAGAGUGCUCUGACAGUUAAAUGAAGAGACUGACAGGUAAGGGCCCCCACCCACCGCUCAGGGGGGAGGACAUUACGUCCCCCCCCUCCUCUCCCAAUUUUAAUAGACAUGCCCCUACUCGCGGUAUAGUUCUUCUUCAUUCACUGGGUAAGUAUAUUAGUACUUAGGCAAUACUGUACUUCGGCAAUUCAGCUAUUCGGACAUUCAGAAGCACCUGAAUGUCCGAAUUACCAGAAAUUCGGCCCGAAACGAAUUUCACAUGUCAAGUGUGUUUGCUCAGCUUUUGCCUUAACCUAGCACAAAGAGGUGAGAUACGAGUUUGCUUUAUUAUGAAGGGCUGACAGAGCUGUACAGUAUUUUAGAAUUUGGCCUUCAGGAAGACAGCCCCAUUACUUAGAUUUAGCCUUAUCUUCCCAUCUUAUCCCAAUACUAAGAUGGGCCCCGAAAUCUAAUGACCUGUUGAAAAAAAUAUAUACUUCCCAUCAAUGUCUUCUUUCUUCUAAAGUCUUCUUUUCUUUAGCUUCCCCCGCCCCCAAGCCAUUACAUUCUGAUGUUACAAUUAAAAUAAAAUUUAAAAAACAGCCAAUUUACAAAAAUAUGACAGAAAAACAAAUAAAUUCAAGUGAGCUACUCUAUUGCUCUAAGUGAAUAACUGAAAUAGCAAAUACUGGCAAAUCCUCUUUUUUUUUUUUUUUAUAUUUAGUCUGUAAUAGCAUAAGAUGUUAAAGGAAUACUCCAAGCACCAUACCCACUGCAGCUCUCUGUAGUGGUUAUAAUACCAGGAAUACCUUGGCGCCCAUACAGAGUAAUUUGUCAAACUAUUUAAGAAUGGCUUGCCAUCUUACCUCUGCAUCCUGCAGCUGAACUGCCUUCUUUCAGUUUUUCCUGCAAAGAGAUACUAGUUAGCUGUACUGAGCUGGGCAGAGCAGCUUGUAUUGGCUGAGAGCAUAAGCUUGGCACACUCAGCCAAUGUAGCAAGUAGCAGUUAUGGUGCUUGGAGCGUUCUUAAAUACUUGCAAAUAAUUUUAAAUUCUGUUGAUAAAAUAAUUGUCUAUUUCUCCACAGGAGGAAGAAACACAUCUCAUAUGUCCCGUAGCACUAUUACACCAUCUAAUACUUGGCUCAGCAGUGACCCCACAAAGAGCCACUUGGAAAUUACUGAUCUUCUUCCCAACUCCACUCUCUCUGUGAACAGCCUGGACGUUUUAGGAGAAUUCCUGGUUUGUGGAACAGAUGCAGAAAAUAUAUGUGUGACCAGGCGACAUUUUUCAUGAACUUGAUCAUUGGAAAAAAAAAGUGUAUAUAUACUUAUGCAACUGUAAAAUUACAAUAUAUUAUUGAUUUUCUGUAACCCAGUUUAUGGAUAAAUGUGACUUUUUUCUUCUAAGCCUACUUUUGUUCUGGUUAAAUGCAAGGGUUCAUUUACUGAUAACAACGAGCAAGAAUUUUAUCAUUGGAUCAAACUUUGUGUUAUUCAGAACCCAAGAGUGAAUCAAUACAGACAAGAUGUGAACAAGACCAACUGUCCCAUGUUAUUUUAUUGAAUAUUAUACCCUUGUGACUUAUCCACAUCAAUCACUCUUCAAAUAUAUAUUUUUCCAUUGUUAUGUUAUCCCUCCUGAACUAGGAUUCAAGUCAAAAAUGAUAACACAGAUGCUUUAUCCACCUGUUUUACAUUGAAUUGUAAACAUUAUAAAUGACAUCACAAAUGUACAAUUUGGUGUUGGGGUGUGUGUAUGUAUAUAUAAAACACAUUGUUCAACACAGCUCUGCACAUACCAAACAAGCUACAUGACUUGCUUUUGCCUCAUAAAUUCCACUUCAAUAUAUGGAUUCUUUGGCCAGUAGAUAUGCUGUACACAAAUGCUUUUAACCCCUUAGUGACCAGAACACUUUUCAAUUUUCUUACCAUUAAGGACCAGGGCAGUUUUUAAAUUUCUGCAGUGUUUGUGUUUACCUGUAAUUUGCCUCUUACUCAUCUACUGUACCGACACACAUAUACCGUUU
Molecule: messenger RNA, 17467 nt
Organism: Pelobates cultripes (western spadefoot toad)
Lineage: Eukaryota; Metazoa; Chordata; Amphibia; Anura; Pelobatidae
Source: the annotation of a GenBank genome assembly